CUCCAGCUAUUGGUGUCUGUGUCAUUACUAAUAGAGACUUGUAAACACUCGUUAAUCACGUAAGGCCGCCAGCUCGGGGCUCCGCGCGGCAGCCUGUGGCGGGUCUUCCCCGCCUCUGCCGCGGAGUGGGAAGGAGGUGGGAGGAAAGAAGGAAGAAAGAGAGGGAGGGAGGAGGCAGGCCAGAGGGAGGGACCGCCUCGCAGGCAGAAGCGCAGCCAAGGAGCCAGCGGAGCACCGGCGGGCUGGGGUGCAGCCACCCUCCGCUUCUUGAUUCCACCCCCCCAUUACAUUCCUUCGCGUCCCCCCCCACCCCGCCCCGAUCUUCAGCGUGCGUCCCCAGGCAGCAAUGGUGAAGUGUGUUGUCGGUCCCUCGCCACCAUGUACGUGAGCUACCUCCUGGACAAGGACGUGAGCAUGUACCCCAGCUCCGUGCGCCACUCUGGCGGCCUCAACCUGGCACCGCAGAACUUCGUCAGCCCCCCGCAGUACCCGGACUACGGUGGUUACCACGUGGCGGCCGCGGCCGCGGCGGCGGCCAACUUGGACAGCGCGCAGUCCCCAGGGCCAUCCUGGCCGGCUGCGUACGGCGCCCCGCUCCGCGAGGACUGGAACGGCUACGCGCCGGGGGGCGCCGCGGCUGCAGCCAACGCGGUGGCCCACGGCCUCAAUGGGGGCUCCCCGGCCGCAGCCAUGGGCUACAGCAGCCCUGCCGAUUACCAUCCUCACCACCACCCGCACCAUCACCCGCACCAUCCGGCCGCCGCGCCCUCCUGCGCCUCGGGAUUGCUGCAGUCGCUCAAUCCCGGCCCUCCCGGGCCCGCCGCCCCAGCCGCCGCGGAACAACUGUCCCCCAGCGGCCAGCGGCGGAACCUUUGCGAGUGGAUGCGGAAGCCAGCGCAACCGUCCCUCGGGAGCCAAGUGAAAACCAGGACGAAAGACAAAUACCGAGUAGUGUACACAGACCACCAGCGGCUUGAACUGGAGAAGGAGUUUCACUACAGUCGCUACAUUACCAUCCGGAGGAAGGCUGAGCUGGCGGCCACACUGGGACUCUCUGAGAGGCAGGUAAAAAUUUGGUUUCAGAACCGCAGAGCAAAAGAAAGGAAAAUCAAUAAGAAGAAAUUACAGCAGCAGCAGCAGCCCCCACCACCUCCGCCACAGCCUCCCCAGCCGCAGCCCGGGCCCCUGAGAAGCAUCCAGGAGCCACUGAGUCCAGUGUCUUCUCUACAAGGCUCAGUGUCUGGCCCUGUCCCUGGGGUUUUGGGGCCAACUGGGGGUGUGUUAAACCCCACUGUCACCCAGUGACUCCCAGUGAUCUGCUGGGCAGAAGAGCAAUUCCAGGCUGAGCCAUGAAGUGCAUGGACUUUGCUAGAAUCUUCAGAAGAGACC
Dipodomys ordii (Ord's kangaroo rat) is the source of this 1389-nucleotide messenger RNA. RefSeq names its product caudal type homeobox 2 (gene Cdx2). Gene Ontology annotation, molecular function: RNA polymerase II transcription regulatory region sequence-specific DNA binding; DNA-binding transcription factor activity, RNA polymerase II-specific. The record is from RefSeq and is a predicted model, not a curated record. Gene Ontology annotation, biological process: animal organ morphogenesis; cell differentiation; regulation of transcription by RNA polymerase II. Lineage: Eukaryota; Metazoa; Chordata; Mammalia; Rodentia; Heteromyidae. Gene Ontology annotation, cellular component: nucleus. The transcript is spliced from 3 exons. Bases 379 to 1305 code for a protein of 308 amino acids.